GAAAAAAAAAUGAAAUAAUAAAAAGACAAAUAAAGAAACAAAGUAGAAUACUGACAAACAGAGGGAAAAAUAGAACAAAUAAAAAUAAUAAUAUAUAAUAGAAAAAUAGAAAAAAGUAUUCAAUUCAUAUAUAUGAAUUAUAUCUGAAGAAAAUAUUGCAAUAAUGACAUAAUUACAAUUAAAGAGAGAUUAAAUAAAUAAUCAAAUACUGAAAUAAAUAUAAUAGAAGAAAAUAAAAUAUGUGUAUAUAUAGACCGAAAAUAUAAAUAAUAAGAAAAAUCAGAUAUAAAAAUGAAAGACUAAAUAAAAAAAAAUAAAAAAAAAUUGAAAUAAAUAUGAUAGAAAAUAAAAUGCAUGUAAAAUACGAAAAGUCAAAUAUAUAGAUACAAAAGCCUUUCCAUAUGUAUAAAGUUUGGCAGCAGUUUGAAAUUCACAGUAAUCUGCUGACGUUCCCAUGGCAGUGUGUAAUAACACAUGCAGAACGCCAUCUAGCGGUGAUUCAGCAUCACUGAAUAAUGCACCCUUAUCUUUUGCUGAGAGAAAGAACGCGCAUCUACUCAGACUCUUUUUAUAUGAAGUUCAGAACAGACGUCCAGUGUUUGAAGCCUGCUGUCCGGUGCCAUGUGGACAUACUACAGAAAUGGAGUUGUACCGAAAAGAAAUAAGCAGAAAACGGAAAAUGAAGUUGUCAACCUUCCUCCCAUUUCCAACGUGAUUUCCUCAAAUUCAGCAAUACUGGAUCACCACACCAAAGGCCAAACCACAGCCCAACGACUACAAGAGCUGUUCUUCUCCCAGGGACCGAGGGAUCACGGCCCCCUACACAGAACUGUCAGGAAGAAGGUGCAUGUGAAAUGAGAGAUUUCAGAUUUCAUUCUACUCAAAAUACAUCAUAUAUUUGUAUGUUAUAAGACUUAUGUGCUAAUAUAUUAUGUGAUUCCCUUAAAUAUGUAAUAGAAAAACACUUUAGGCCAUCAGGGUGUUCCGUUAUCCAGAGUAAGUGUGGAAACAGAGCUGGAAAUCACAGCUCACCUUAAAUACCAUUUGCAUCAGCGUCACUCAAAGAAUUCAUCUCUUGAGGAGAAAGGUGCUGUAGUGUUUCAGAAAACAAAAACUGUUUUGUUUAAGGACCAGGUUUCAUCAAACAGUCCUCCUCAUCUCCUGCAGAGUCUUGUGCCACUAGAGGAGAAAGAGAAGGAAGAAAAAGAGGACGAGGAGGAAAAAGAAAAGAAAGAGGGAGCAGUAAUUGUUCAAAACACAUCUUCAUGUACGGAUGAGGCCCCGGAUGGCCAGGGAUCCCUCUCUGAUGGACCAUUUAGAGCUGCUGAUAAUGACAAUAAACAAAGAUUAGAUGAAAGAGAUCCAAAACUGCAAAAUCAUUCUUCUCCAAACACCUUAUAUGAUGACAGUAUUUCAUCGUUGCAUUUUAAACAGAGGAGAUUUAUGAUCUAUCUGUGUGGUGGAUAUAAAGGUAUAAAAUAAAUUGGUGUCUGUAAGAUUUUUUUAAUGUUAUUGAAGUCUCUUAAUGCUCUCCAAAUACAGUAAAAACAGUAAUAUUGUGAUUGUGAAAUAUUAUUACAACUUUUUAUUUUAAUAUAUUUCCAAAUGUAAUUUAUUCCUGUGACGGUAAAGCUGUAUUUUCAACAUCAUUACUCCAGUUUUCGGUGUCACAUGAUCCUUCAGAAAUCAUUCUAAUAUGCUGAUUCUUAUUGUUAUCAUUAUUCUGUGUGUAGAUACCGUCCCAGAGCGCAGUGCACUGAUGGAGAGCGUGUAUCCUCGGCUGUAUCUACACUGUAAGCAGAGAGGAUAUGAUUUCAGGAUGAUAGACCUGCGUGCAGGAGUCGGAGAUCCUGUUUCAGACCAUCAUGAUUUGGCAGAGAUGCACAUGGAGACACUUAGGCGUUGUCAGGAGACCGAGGGGCCAAACUUUUUUGUGUUCACUGGACAGAAGCAUGAGAUACGGUCACUGCCCAAUACCAUUCCCCAAGCAGAUUUUGAAGCAAUUUUAAAAUUGGUAGAGAGAAGCAAGAAGAAGCUGUCCAGGAGACAGUCAGACAUGGCUGUUGAGUCACAAACCAGUAUUGGCACUGGUGACAGUAGGAGUUUUGUCCUUUAUAAGGAACCUAUUUUAUCCGAGGAGAAGGAACCUUCGCAAAGUUCUGCCGUCAUGAGUGAGAACUCCAUCUCCAACAGUUCCAUGUCAGAUGGAGACGAGACACAGCUGGCCAGAAGCUGGCUGGACUAUGACCAGGAUUUGACUCUCUUGCAGACAUGGUAUAAGCUGGAUAAAAACACAAUUCCUGCUGUGUACCGCUUACUUCCUGUCAGCAAACAUCACCCUGACUUCCUCAGCCGGGAUGGGCAUCGCAGGAAGCUGGGAAGGAAGGCAUGGCGCUCUUCCUGUGUGAAACUGUGGAACGUGCUGUGGCGGUCUGGACCUGAGGCCAUUGGAGAAGAAGCUACCUGCCAUCUGCUUAAAACAGUGUUGGACUGGGAAGUGGAACAGGGUCUCGGAGGGAAACAGCCACCAGAGGAGUUCAGUCACUGUUAUAAGAGGAUCAUCACUGAUCUUCUGUACAAUCUGAAAAAUGAAUAUGCAUCACAGUUUAUAGACCUACACAAAGGAAGACCUGAAAUCAACCAAACCUUACAUCAAGCUCAGCAGCGCUUUAUACGCAACAUCCACCUCAAGCUGCGACACACUAAUAUCCAUGAGACAAACGUCAGCUGGGGAAGGAAAGGUCUGAGUGCCAAACACAACAGAUCUCAUCAGUUCUAUGUUGAGCGGCUCUGCUCACACUUCCAGCGCACGGUCACUGCAUCCCUCAACAGACUUAUGCAGGUCCGUCAAGCUAAAGGCUCUUUCGACAUGCAGAGGAAGGAGGUUUCCAGACUCCGAGUUGAAGAAGAGAUUCAGCGUCAUGUCAGAUUUGGGAAAACACUAGCACAGGGCUAUGUGUUCAGGCAGGACUUUCUGAUGGAAGUGAAGCAUGCGCUUCAAGCAUCAUUGUCCUCCCAGAAUGCUGUGCUGUUACUGGGGGAUCUGGGGUCUGGAAAGAGCAUGACACUCGCCAAACUGGCACAACUCAUACCUACUUGGAUAUCUGGGGAUGCCAAAGUGCUGACCUGCUUUAUGGGUCUGACAUCUGACAGCAGAAACGUGCGUCUGCUCCUCCAGACCCUGUGUCUGCAGAUAGCCAACAUCUAUAGCCUCAAAACAGAGAUAUCUGAGUCACUGUCAGAGUUGUCCAGUGAGCUGUGCUCGUUGUUGGGCCUGGUGACAGAAGACCGGCCCUUGACCCUGGUGCUGGAUGGUCUGGAUAAUCUUAGUGAGGAACAUGAGGCUGACCUUUCCUGGCUUAGUAAUAUUCUACUGCCAAACGUCCUGAUUGUCCUGUCUGCCGGCACACAGUCAAAAUGUGCUCAAAUUCUACAGUCCCAGGUUAAGGUCACUGUCCUGUCCCUACCUGCUCUUCACCGUGAGGAGAUCGCAUCAGGACUGGCUUCCAGACUAGCUUCAGAUUUUCGCCAACUAACUGAAAAUCAGUGGAGCCUUUUAUUCCAGUCCUGUCUAUCCUGUCCAUCCCCUCUCUAUCUCAAUUUAGCCUAUGCUGAGACCAGGCAAUGGAGUUCAUUUACACCAAAAGAGAGUCUGAACAUCCGUAUGGAUCCAAACCAACUUUUCAUGAGCAUCCUUGUUAGUUUGGAGCGAGAGCACGGGCCGUGUUUGGUGCGACGUAUGGCUUUGCUCAUAUCACUGUCCUGUUCUGGCGUGACCGAGGAGGAACUUUUAGUGCUUUUGGGGCACGAUGAUAAUGUCACACGUGAGAUGGCUGUUUUGCAUCAUCAGACACUUCCUGUUUCCGAAUACUCCCCAGUGCCUUAUGCGUUUGUGGCACGACUGCUGCACGUUCUGAAGGAUUACGUUAAAGAAGUGGAAAGUGACGGCACAUGGGUGCUGCGCUGGGCUCAUGCAGAGUUCGGCUACGUCAUCCUGCAGCGAUACUCACCAACCGAAGACUCGAUAAAAGCUGUUCAUGCAGACUUUGCAGAUUACUUUAAUGGGAACGUCCCGAAUAGCCAAGUUUUUCAGCCGCUAGCUUGGAUCAGGAAGGAGAAGGGAAGGAGGUGCUAUGAAUUCAAUUUGCGCAAACUCCGCUGUUUGCCGUAUCAUUACAUCCACUCAGGGCAAAUUAUUCCCUUACUCACGCAGUGUCUGUUUAACUACGAGUUCCUGUUGCAUAAACUGUGGGGUCUGUCCGUCCAUCAUGUCGAGGAGGACCUUAAAGCUGCUGUCAUACCGGAUAAAGAGCUUCUGGACGUGAAGGUGCUGGGUCAGGUUUUGUGUCUUUCUCAUUCUGUGCUCUUGAAUGAUCCUUGUCAGCUGGCAUCCCAACUCUUGGGCCGUUUGGAGCGGAUCAUUUCCCAAGAUAAACCUGUUGCUUCAGGUGAUCCAAGACGAUACUCUUUUCUGCAUGAUCUGUUAGCACAAUGCAAGAGCUCUUCUUUGCCUGUACUUGUGCCCUCUUACACCUGCCUGCUUCCUCCAGGUGGACUUGUACACACACUCCUUUCAGGUCAUAUGAGUGCUGUGACAGCCCUGGCUCAUGGUCGGCAUCACAUCAUUUCCUGCUCCUCUGAUGGAAUGUUGAAUAUGUGGCGUCUGGAUGAGCAAACAAGGCCCGUUAGGUCCUUACCGAAGGCUCAUGGAUCUGCAGUAGACUGGGCUGCCGACUCACUCACCCUCUGUCUAGAUGACAGUGUGCUUGUGCUACAGAUGGGCCACUGUCUGCAGGUGAGAGAGGUGGAUUCUGGGAAGGUGCUGUACAUGGAGAAAGAGUCUUUGGAUGUUCCUGUUGUCACAUCUGCCUGUGAUGGACGGUUGCUGGUGGUUUUUUAUGAUGGAAGUCACAUGGUUAAGGUGUUUGAUCUUGUGGCGUCCUGUUCGCUGUUGUGUUGUGUGAACCUCGCCCUUGAGUUUGAGCCCAUCCACAAAGACCAAUCCAUCUUAGUCUCUCGUCAUUCUGUUAAAGACUUUGUUCUCUUCGCCUACAGGGAUGGAGGAGAAGCGGCAAUUUUCAAUGCAAAAGGUGGAAUUGUGUCCUCCACAUUGAAAGCUCAGCACCCUGCAGCAUCGAUACAAGCUGUAGAGAUCAGCUUUCAGUAUUUACUACUCUUUUGCAGAUACCCCUAUAAAAGACACAGUGAAAUCAUUCAUAUUGAACUAUUCAGUUCAGCAUCCUUCCAGUACCUGCGCUCUAUCUUGGGUUGCAGUCAGGACUACAUUUCCCAGGUCACCAUUGCAGGGGGUGGGUCCCACAUUGUGGCCUUUUGUCCCGCCCUGCAUAGCGCCACCACAGAGAUUAUUAUCUGGAACCUUGAGACUGAAGACCAUAAACACAUUGCACGGUUUCCAGGCCUGCUGGCUUAUGGUGUGUGUUCUGACCUGCGGUACUGUGUGGGGUUUUGUGCCGGGGAGCAAUUCUUACGCACAUGGAACCUGGGAUCCAGGAUAAAUGACCAAACGCUCACAUACAACGUGCACAAAGCUCACAGUGACGGUACAGCGGAGAUUGUAACCAUGCAGAGAUAUCCUAGGUAUGUGGUAUGUCAAAGCACUCGUCCUGGUACUGUGAGAAUAUGGAAUGUGGCGCGGACUCGAUUCAAGGGCCAUCCUGUGCAAGUGGAGCACGGUCUGUUCUCAAGUUCAGACAUCGCUCUGGUGCGAGACCUGAAACUCUAUAUACUAUCUGACCGCGGUACCACCAGCUUCACUGAUGCACCUACAUCUGUCUACCAGACAUUGCUGGUGUAUGACCUUCUUAAAAAGAGCUAUAUUAAGAAACAGACUGGACUGUUCAUCGUGCCCUGUCCUCGGCAAGACUAUCGGCUCUUGGAGGGUGAAAUUCUGUUGGGCCUUUCAGAAACACGGGAUCACCUGAUAUUGUGGGAUCUGGACUCUGGCUAUAUUAAAGGACGUAUCAAGACAUCCUACAAAGAAACCCUGCUCUCCAGCAUGGACAGAGAUUCCCAGAUUAUAUCCUCAAAAGAGAAGACGGGUCUAGUGAUGCCAUGGGACAGGCGCACCGAAACCCAGACAGCAAAAAGGAGGCGACGGGAGCGUGAGGUGAAAAGAGAAAAAGAUGAACAGCAGCGCCUCGAAAGAGAGAAGUUCAACUCUAUAGACCAGUAUCUUCUCAGUGGAGAUGAGCGGGUGGUCAUAUGCUCAUAUUUUGCCCAUCAUCUCAACAUCUUCAGUGUGGUUUCUGAGGAGCAUCUGCACACCCUUGAGGACCGUUGGUCCCUUUUGAGCCUCCGUACUGCUGCAGUCACUCACACAGGAGGGUACUUGGUGGUCUCUAACUACAGUGAAGCCCAACAUGCUCCAUACCUCACCCUCUGGGACACACAACAGGGCAGGGUGCGGAAGAGAUUGAAAAAUGAACCUGGAAUCUGUUGCAUCGCUAUAAGCAACGAUGCCUGCAGAGUGGUUUUCGGCAUUUCAGGAUUCAACAAGCUGAAAGUAUGGGAGCCCUUCCGGAGGAAACAUAAAACCAUCUCUGGUUACGGAAGUUUAAAUCUUAACUGGUCCAGCUUGCUAUUUAUCGCUGAAGGACAAUCAAAAGCUUUUUUAUUAUCAGAUGCAGUGAGCAUGUGGGACCUGGACAAUGGGACGUUGCUGUCUGUCUUCACACCUGACUCUAAGAUCCAGACCAUCUCUCUACUUGGACCCAACAAUGGCACAUUGCUUUUGGGCUUUAGUGACAUUUCUACUCUAAUCACCAUGACGGUCAGCCAACAAAAUGCACACACAAAAUCCAGCUCUGCUUGUGGGAAAGACCUGUUUGGGGAAUCCAGCAGUAGUGAAGACGAUGAAGAAACAAACAAGAACUGAUUGGAAGAGCAUUGGACCAGUUAAAUGUACUGUAUAAUAUAGUUUCUUUACCAAGACUGAAUUCAGUCUGAAUGUAAAUAUGGGGCUUUAUGAUCUCUGGCAUUCACUUUGUAUUGAUCUUAAGGAUUUUAAGGGAAAAUUUUACUGGUACAUUGGGAAAAAAGCACAGUGUGAAAGGUAGACAUGUGACUUCUGUCUUCAUGAGAAAUGCAAGGUAUUCCGAUCAGCAUUUCCAGUGCUUGUUUUUCCACAUACUAUGAAUUUACCAGAACUUCCCCGUCUUAACCUUAGAGAAGUCAUGAGAUCCAGAGGUUGUGAUAAAACAAAUCUCAACAAGCCUGUGUUCUCACUUUACAUUAUCUCAGUAUUUUCCUGAACUUCAGAUGUAUGUAUAUUAACAGAACAGAUGUAAUUACAUGUGUGCAUACUUUGACAGUCCAGUUUCAAGUGUAUAGUAAAACGGACUCACCUUCUGUAGCUGUCAUGCAUGGUGAGCAUGAGUCAAAUUUUCACUUCCUGCAUUUAUGUCACAUGAAUGAUGAGCAAAACACUUCCUGCUUUACUCAUUCUGUAUAAGGAGUUUUUAACAACUAUAGCUAUUUGCCUUAUCAAGACAAAUAAAAGUAGCUGAUGCCA
Molecule: messenger RNA, 7531 nt
Organism: Ctenopharyngodon idella (grass carp)
Lineage: Eukaryota; Metazoa; Chordata; Actinopteri; Cypriniformes; Xenocyprididae
Exons: 29
Coding region: 1697-6895 (1732 amino acids)
Molecular function (GO): protein binding
Source: RefSeq, a predicted model, not a curated record